AUGUGUGAUUAUGAUAAAUUCCAAGAGCAAUUACGCCAUCCUGAUAAUCCAGUAGUUUUCAUGGAAAUGACCGCAGGUGGGGCACCAAUCGGAACCAUUGUGAUGGAGCUCUAUGCUGAUAUUUGUCCAAAAACUGCAGAAAACUUCCGUCAGUUCUGUACGGGAGAGUAUAGGAAAGAUAGUUUACCUCUGGGUUACAAAAACAGUCAAUUCCAUCGCGUUAUAAAAGAUUUCAUGAUUCAGGGAGGAGAUUUCGUUAAUGGAGAUGGAACUGGAUUAACUAGCAUUUAUGGAGCGAAAUUCCGUGAUGAAAGUUUUGAAUUAACUCAUACAGGACCCGGCAUUCUGUCCAUGGCUAACGCCGGAGCCGAUACGAACGGAUGCCAGUUCUUCAUAACUUGUGCAAAGACAGAUUUCUUAGAUGGAAAGCAUGUAGUGUUCGGGAGAGUGUUGGAUGGCUUACUAACUGUUAGAAAAAUUGAGAAUGUCCCUACAGGGGCGAACAACAAACCCAAAAUUCCGAUUGUUAUAGCCCAAUGUGGUCAGUUAUAA
Messenger RNA from Auanema sp. JU1783, 552 nucleotides. NCBI's taxonomy places the organism in Eukaryota, Metazoa, Nematoda, Chromadorea, Rhabditida, Rhabditidae. The record is from the annotation of a GenBank genome assembly.